Molecule: messenger RNA, 9196 nt
Organism: Agelaius phoeniceus (red-winged blackbird)
Lineage: Eukaryota; Metazoa; Chordata; Aves; Passeriformes; Icteridae
Gene: TPPP
Product: tubulin polymerization promoting protein
Biological process (GO): positive regulation of protein polymerization; microtubule bundle formation; microtubule polymerization
Cellular component (GO): microtubule
Molecular function (GO): tubulin binding
Source: RefSeq, a predicted model, not a curated record
GCGCGCCGCACGGAGCCCGGCCAGCGCCGCCAGACCUGCAGCCCUCCGCAGCCGGCGCACAAUGGCUGAAAAAUCAGCAAAACCAGCAAAACGGUUAUCCUCAGACUCAAACUCUCAUGAGGGAGCUGCAGCAGGAGAAAUAAGUGCUCUGGAAGAGGCCUUUAGAAAAUUUGCUGUCCAUGGUGAUACAAGAGCCACAGGAAAAGAAAUGCAUGGGAAGAACUGGUCAAAGCUAUGUAAGGACUGCAAUAUCAUAGAUGGGAAGAAUGUGACAACCACAGAUGUUGACAUCGUCUUCAGUAAAAUCAAGGGAAAGUCUGUAAGAACUAUUACUUUUGAGCAGUUUAAGGAAGCUCUUCAAGAACUCUCCAAGAAGCGAUUUAAAGGCAAAAGUGAUGAGGAAGCACUUCAAGAAAUGUAUAAACUAAUUGAAGGAAAAGGCCCAGGUUUAACUGGAGUAACGAAAACCGUUGCAUCUCCAACUGUUUCACGCCUUACAGAUACUUCAAAAUUCACGGGUUCUCACAAAGAGAGGUUUGAUGCCAGUGGGAAAGGAAAAGGCAGAGCUGGCCGAGAAGAUCUGGUGGAUAACUCAGGAUAUGUAUCUGGUUAUAAGCAUGCAGGCACAUACGAUCAUAAAGUACAAGGAAACAAGUAAGGCUGAGGGUUUACAACACAGAGGGGAAUAGAGUAUAUAUUUGUAAGGAUGAUGUUAUGAAUCCCACAUGUUUCAGUUAUUGUGAAUGUUGAGACUAUGUUGUCAAGAAGUUGUCUUCAGGAACUGGAACUGAUUUCAACAUCUGCUGAGCUACUUGCAGCACAAUGCCACUUCAUUACAUUCCUCAUGCAUAUAUUUGCAAAAAUAAAUUAAUAUGUAGGUAUAAAAAAUACAUUAUUUUGUUGAGCUUUAGGAAAAAAACCCAAAUCAACAAACAACAAAGCCAAAGUCAAGAGCAGUUAUACCACACUUUGUCAAUUCAAGCAAAAUAACUCAAACAUUCCUUGGUGUUCAGUUGCCCUGAUGAUGUCAGAGAACCUCUUGAAAAGAGGACCUUUCAUACCAGUCUUUCUGAAGAAUAUCCCAUUACUUAUGCAGUUUCAUUUGACUAUUAUUUUAGGGGUUUUUUUUAAUGUCUUAUAUGGGAUCUAGCACUUUUCUUAAAUAAACUAUGGGGAAGUAAGUGGUAGUAAUAUACUAGGUUCUAGCCUGUGAUUGUCAUAUACCACUCAUUGAAAAACUGAAAAAAAAAGCUAUUUCUAAGACAAUAUAGGCUCUAAAGUAUUUUAUGUCAGCAGAAAGAGCUGGAAAAUACCAGCCCUUACUUUCCUCCUGUCUAUACUUUGUGCUUGUUCUUGUGUCUACUGUAGCAUGGUUCUGACUGGCUGGAUUUGGAUGGAGCUAUUGUACUAACCUGAGAGGUGAGGAACAUGACAUUACUAAGAAAGUAUAGUUACGGAUUUUCACAGUCUGUUUUCAAGUUUGCACUGCCUCACAUUGGAAGAGAAAGGGGCAUUAAGCUAAUAAUACUUUAAAAUAUUGUUUAUGACUUAACACUGCCAAUCAGAUUCCUAUUAAAUGAAUGUUGUUUUGCACAUAUGUUGGCACAUAGUCCCUUUAAGCUCUAACAUAUGUAAGGAAAGCUUAUGGCCUCUUGGAGUAAGAACAUUUACAAUUAAUAUCUAUGUAAUCAGGUGCAAUUUUCCCACAAAAAACCCCCAAAUCAUUAUAACUGGGCUACAUUUUAUGGUUGAUUCGUUUGAAUCCAAGGGAUUUGAUUCUCUGUUCACUUUUGCUACCAGACUUGGGGGCAAUAGUAUUGCUGGGAAUGGCUUUCCAAUGUUACCAGGAGAGCCAGUCCCACAGGGUUAAGGUACAGGCAGCUGAGUGUGACCUAGAUGGGGUCCACAAUGCUGAAAGAAAUUAAUUGGAAUAAAAAUAACUUUUUUUAAUAUUGGUUGAAAAUGAGAGAAAAGGCCAUUCCAUUUUUCUGCAAGAGCUCAACAAGUACCUUGAUGUAUUACUCUGUUUCUCUAAAGUUAUGAAAGAUAGGAUGUUCAGAAUUCAAAACCAGCUCUUUGCAGUUCUGCCUUGCUUUCUUUCAAAAAGAGCUUGUGCCCUGAUUUUCAUGUUCAGCUCUUAAUAAAGGUUAAUAGAUGUAUUGCUCUCCCUCCACCCGUACUAGCAUCCCACUGAGAGUACAUAAACGUGGGUGAGCAGUAUGUGCUGUCAUGUGCCAUGCAGGUGAACAGUCUGUAUUUGGCCAAUGUAUGGAAAGAGAGCUCUGGUUUUCAGCCCUUAAACUGUUCAUGUUUUAUUCUGCUGACAUUGUGUGGUAGCCUGUCGUAUAAUUUUGUCCUCAGUGACCCUUUGAGCCCAUACAUCAGCCUAAAACCAAAACAAUAGCAAACAAAAGGCAAGGGCUUCCUUGUGGACUUGGAAAUCCUUUUGUUUGUUUAUAAUUCAUGUUGAUGUUUGUUUUUAAGCGGGAGAGAAGUUUGCCAAAACACAGCACAUGCUCCUGAAGAUUUAAAUUGCUUUUCCCACAGAUGGUUACCUGUGAAAAGUUUAGGUGUAUGUAAAGAUGCUCAGGAUGCAAAGUGUUCAGCUUUGUGAACCCUUUCCAAGAAUUACCCAGUGUUCUGGAAGAGUGAAAGGUUAUCCACUACUGUAUGGCACUGGGGACCUGUCAUACUCCAAAGCAGAAAAUAGGAUACUUGAUACCAACAGUGGCUAAGUUAUUCUGGCAUGGUAGUAAACUGUCUAAAUGUAAAGAGCCUUCUUUGUCACUGGUGCCUGUGCACCUGAAGAUGGCUCCAGGGUAGUCCUGGUUCUUCUAAUGAAUAAAAAGGCUGAGCCUACAACCCUUGAUGAAUUCUUCAGCUGAGUUAUAUGCAAAAUCAGUGUCCCUGUUUUUCCUUUUGAUUUUAAGACUUGACUAAUAACUCAUGGUAACUGAAAAGUUCUAGACCCAGCCUCACUAAAGGGUGACGUCCAGCCUACUGCAGAGUCCAAGAGCACACUGUUGACCUGGGUGUUUGUUCCUAGCUAUUGUCUGGCACAUUGGGUGACACUUUGCUUUUAGGUACACAAAAGACAGGCUUUCUCAGGUGCCCAAAUACAGAGUCUGUAAUGCCAGAAUGUUUCCAUACAGGAGAAGUGAUUGGUUAGGAAGAUUUUAAGAUAUAAUUAGGUUUUAAACUGUUGGUUCAAAGUGAGAGAGAGAUCAGCACACGAAGGCAUGCAAGGGAAUUGAGAGUGCAAACGGAUCCAAGCUGACACUGUCCAGAAAUUGAGCUGUAAGAGGCUGAUGGAACAAGCAGAGGUUCUGCCAGAGUUUACUUUGCAUUGCUUGUGCAGUAUAAAAUCCCUGCCAUAAAACCAAAAGCACUUUAUUUGUACCUGAUGCAAAAUUUGAAAUUCUUUCAAUGCCAUAGUAAGCUUGGGAUCAGAACCUGGGAAGAUGGUUCAGAUAGCAGUAUUUUAUUUUGAGGAACACGCUUCUUUUUUCUACUUUGUUUCUACAGUAUGAUAGUUUUAAACCUCAAAGUGUUACAUGAAAAGAAGUCAUUCGGAUGUAACAGUUACAAAGGAGAGUUGUUACUUGGAAGAUAGUACAGGUUUUUCUCUUUUACUAUGCUUGGUGUGAAAGAUAAUAGUUAUGAAUAAAAGCAUCUUAUGCAGCUGUGUAUUAGGGGUUCACCACCUACUUAAGGUCUUACUAUUCCACUAAUAUUGAUAGGAAAUUAAAAGCCUAAAUACUUGUUUGAUUAUUAGCUUUUAAGUUCCAGGCCUGCUUAGGAAUGAGGAUAGUACAUUUUCUUACUCAUCUGCUAUUCCCUCAAUUCGCAGGACAGUAAGUACAGCUUAUACCUCAAUGAUGACAGGAAAGGAUAGCUGAGGACGUGCUCCAUUUUCAGUCCUUAGAGUGUUGUUCAGCAUAUUCUCUUCUGAUGCACCAUGCUGCAGACUGUAACUAAACAUCAUGUCUGAAAUAAGGACAUGGGAACCUAAUAAGAUUUACUGUCCUCUCUCUUUUGGGGGCAUCUCAAUUGAUUCCAUCUAAAUUUCCAGCUUGAUUUUCAGCAUCUUCCACUAUGUAGUACUGUCUUAUGUGACAUCUUCUAUAAAACCCUAUUGUUCCUAGUUAUAUUUGUUUUCAUUACUACAGUAGAUGCUACCAAAAGAAAUAUGAUCAGAAAGUCAGAUAGCUUUUAGAAAUAACUGCCUUAAAGAAUAGACUCAAAUUUCAUUUAAAUACUGUGGCAGUACACAAUCCUUACCUGUGUGUCUACUGAAGCUUAACCUGACCAUCAAAACCUGAGAAGACUGAGGGCAAGAAACUAAAAUCCUUACUGAGGCAAAUGAAUAGUCAUUACAAAUAAGUUUCUAAAAAUAAUGUUGUUUUUAUGUAAAAUAUGCAGCAGUCAAAAGGGAUUUUCUUAUUAGGGCUUGCUUACUAAUUCUGUUUAGUCACUCCAUGAGCUUUAGUUCAGAGUUUCGCUGGGAGUUUUGCAACUAUGGAAGUAUCAAAACCAAAAAUGAUUGUCCUGCUCUUUGUGGUUGUCAAAGCUAUCACAAUAGCAUUACUGAGAAGCAGACAUUAAAAAACACACAUAAUUUCAUGGGUCUUAUAUGAACAGUUGUAAUUAAUUGUAGUCAAAUAUUUGGAAUCCCAAGGGAAAUGUUGAAUAUUAGACUAUAGACAAAAUGUAGUCCCUAUUUUUUAAAACUAUAAUACUUCUUACCUCCUUUUUAUUUAGGGAAGGGAAAGGGAUAUUUGAAAACUACAUACAUGUCACAGCUUGUGUUUUUCAUCAGCAUAGAGAUCGUCUUUCAAAAAUAUUUUGAAUUGAGUAUGUAUUUUACUGACCUUUCCUAAACUAAAAAUUCUGACAAUUAAAUUUAAAAGUCUGACAAUUUUUUAGCAUUUUACAAAGCUUUGUUCACAAAGUACCAUUUCAGUCAUCCUUUUUUUGCCCUCUAUUGGCUCAAUUAAUAUUUUUAUAGUAGCUAGAAUUAGGCAGAACAAAAAGGCAAAUGACUACUAUGGGUUUGACUUACAAGUGAUAGACAUCCCAGCCAUCUGUAACCAUCUGUAGAGAAAAUCCUCAUGUAUAUUCCUCCAAAACCAAAACUUUAAAGUUGUAAUUGAUAGGUUUUUUCCUUAAGACUUUUCAUAGUUAUGAAAUAAAUUUUAAUUCUUUGUGCCUGCAUGUAUGAUAGUCAAAACAUAACCCUGCCUUCAGGGAUGCAUGUAUUCUGGGGGCAUGUGCCUGUCAUCUGUGACUAAGAAUUCUCUGUUUGCACUGGCCAAGAGCAAACCUUUUACCUUCAUGAUAGAGCAAAUGUUAUGUUGCACUGGUACGUGCCCUCUUAACUGACUGUCAGCCUUGCGUGUAUGCCAAAAUAACUACACCUUUGUGUAUGUUGUUUGUAGUGUGAAUAUUAUGUUCUUGGCUUGUCACUUUGUUGGUAUUAAGUAAUGUAAUGCACAAGACUUGUGUAGGUUUGUGUGUGUAUACAUGCUCUUUGGAUACAGCUUAAGUAAUUAAACUGUGUAAAUGUUGAUGAAAAACUAAAAUCUUAUUAGGUCCAAGCUCUAGUCCUGCAGUCAAUGCUGUUCAGCUUGACUGGUUGGGGGUGUUGUUAUUCUCCCUUCAUACCAUAAAGGUGAAGAUCUAAGGAGGCUCUUAUGGUUUUACCUGUCCACCCUGUUCUGAGAGAAAUCACUCUUCAGCAAUUCUAACAUAGACUUAGUGUGACAAGUGGAGUUUCUCCAUGGUGAGGAAGUAGGAGAGAGAGAAAGAGUGAAAUCAAGCUUUCCUCUGAGUGCUCUUAAGAAACCAUUUAAAACUAUGCUCUGCAUUUGCCCUAGCUUUGUGAAGCAAGGUGACACUGUGUAAACACAGAGUUGUUCAUCAUCUGUCAGUAAGUAUAAAGCUGUGGUACAGUGAGAUGGGAACAGGAAACAGGAGUGUCAUACAUUGCCUAUGGACUCAAGUCUUGCUUAAACCUUUAUACAAUUAAAUACCAGAAGCAUAAUGGCAGCUCUUAAACUUGUGUGAAAUUCCUAAAGUCUGGAGUACCUCCAAUUAAUGCAUGUGUACCUCCUGUAUUUGAAGGGUUUGCCCAUAAAAUAUCAUUUAACAAUCAGUUCCUCAUUUUGUGCAACCCCAAAGUGCCCAUUUGGCUUACAUAAUAUUACAGUCAGGAUUGUUCUUUUAAAGUCUUCAGAAUCCUAGAAGUUCUAAGAAACCUGUAGUUGCUUUCAUGCUGGCACAUUAAACUCAAAACCAAUGCUUUGGAUGAUGUCCCAGCUAAGAAUAAUGCUUCUAGAAGUAAAAGAAUAUUGCAGAUAGAACCUCCAUGUCUUAAUUGUCCAAGUAAUUUAUUCUUGCAGGGAAAAAUAUCUGUUAAUAUAUUUGGAGGUUUUUUUCAUGUUUUUCAGUAAAUUAGACUUGGUAUAUUGCUUUGAAAACCCUAUGGAGAAGGUGGAUUUCAGAACAAGUUUAAGAUACAACUCUUGACUUUGUUGUCAGAAAACACCUGAAUUGGCUUAUUUCAUUCAAACUACUUGAUCAUCCACUCAAGGUAGACUUUGGCAAGAAUAAGCCUGAUCAUAAACAAAAGGGGGGGAAAUCCAGCUGAGCAUUCUUGACACAUUUGCAGUUCUGGUAGUCUGAAACAAUUUUUUUAAAAAGAAGUUAUCUUUUCUGUUCAUGCACAUGCACACUGUCACUAUCUGGGAACAUGGAUAUACAUGAGGGCAAAACUACAGAAGAACUACAGAAGAGACUUCUUCUUUCUCUUUAAAUCUUGCAUUUAGAAAUUGGCAUUGAAAUGCCCAACUGACUAACCUGAUUUGUAAAAAUGAUAAGCUACUAUCAUAUUCCAUUGCAGCUAAAUAGCCAAUGAAUUAAUUUUCAAAUACAGAUAUACAGCAUCUCUUUUUUGUGAGUUACUGUAAAGCUUAUGGCACUGUACAAAGUGAGUUUUGAUGUAAACAUUUGCAAAGACCUCAAAGAUAAUGCUCAUAAUUUGUCCUUACCUCCAGUUAUCUUUAUGCAAGGUUUUUCUAAAACUUUGCACAUUUUUCAGGAAAAAUCAGAAAUAUGAGUAAAGCUAUACUCAACUAAAUUAAAAAUGUGGCCCUAAAGAUACACUCAGUUCAUCCAUUUUGAUCUUUGCAUUUUGAUCAGGAGCUACAUUAUAGAUGAACAACAAAAUAAGAAAAAAUUAUGGCAGUCUGAAUCCCCACAGUGGUAAAUUAUUUCAAGUUCCAGUUUACAUCAGAUGAGUUUCUGUAUGCUUCCAUUUGCUCAAAUGCUAUUUUUAAACAAAGUAAUUAAAUAAUGUGAAAUAAUGCAGCCUGGACUCUGUUAAAUAGGGUUAUAUUAAUGCAACUGAAAUGUUGUGUAUGUCUGUAAUAUUCAAGCUAAAUAUAUGCUAGAUCUUUACAAAGGCUUUGUGUAAAGUCAGUUAACCUACAGACUGAUGUCCUGUAUAAAAUUGUGUUGGCAAGCUACUUUUGUUAGCACUGUAGUAUAUGAAAAGGUAAGAUCAUAGGCAAAACCAAGUUAUAGGGUGCAAAAAAGUGUGUUUAUUUUCAAUCUUUGUGCUGGGUUCAGAAUAUAUCAGCUUUGGCAAAUUCUUGCAGCAGGGAAAUUUUUUUGUACAAUGCUUAUAAUACAAAGUAAUUUGUCUUUACAUUCUGUAAAGCAGAGAAAUGGUCAAUGUUAGAUAAGUGUAUUGAGGUUUAUUCUUAGCCAGGUGUGAUGUUUCAGAGAUUUAAAUAUUAGAGGAGAAAUAUAUAUUUAUACAGAAGUAUAAUUUUUGAAUGAGAUUGAUUUUGUUCAGUCAUAAACCAUUUAUUUAUCCACAUUAUGCUUUAUUCCUUUGCUAGCAUGUUUAUCAGUCCAUGCUGUUCCAAUAUCCAUUUCUAAUUUGAUUUAGAUGUUUUGAUUCAUCAUUUGCACAAAUCUGAACAUGCGUGCUGUCAGGACCUGAUCAUAAAGGGUGAAGGCAAAACUGUUUUGUCUUUGAUUAUCUAGAGCACUAAUUAAAAUUUAAUCGUUAAGCAGUUGGGAUAUGGAGAUAGGUCUUGACAUAGUCUUCCUUGGAGCACUGUACACUAUGAUAAAAACCUUCAGUGAAGCUUACUAGUUUUUGUUCUUAUUUUCAUUUGUCUUUCAUCAAGCAGUAAGCUGCUGUGUGCUAAUAAUUACCUGCAAUAUUUAUAAUUGCAGGCAUUGCAAACAUUAACAUGCAGCUGUACUAGCCUACUGUGUUCACUGUGAAAUUUUCAACACGGUAAAAAAAUUUACAUGAUCAUUUAACCUUACAAGUUUACUUUUUCUCACUAAUUUAACACUGACUCUUCUUUUCAUUAUUGCAAAUGAACAACUUGAGCAUAGCAUUUCUAAAUCUUAACUAUAGUAGAAAAACUAUAUGACCUAAGCAAAGAUUUUUAACCACUUGAUGAAGGGGGCCAGGCACCAUCCAGUGCAAAGCACACUGGGCAAAAUCUUAUCCCCACUGCAGCCAGUUCCAAAAUUCUAGCUGGUGUUAGCAAAAAUAGAAACACCAUUACCAAGGGGUUAAUAUGCUUAGUAACCAUGACAAGAGGUUAUGGGGGAGCACAACAGUGAUUCUCUUAUUUCCAUGUCUUUGUUUCUGUUAAUUUAAAACUACUACUCUUCAAUCUUUAAAAUAAGUAAAAGAAACUUGAAGGGGGGAUCAUAUACUACUAGUUUGUACUAGGUUUUUUCAAGAAAAGGAAACAAAUUUAUAUAUAUAUAUAUAUAUAUAUAUAUGCAAUAUAUUUUUACACUGUUUAUUAAUGCUAGAAAGUAUUAAAUGUAUCACUUUAUCUGUGUGAAUGUUAAAGUAAUGACAAUGUUACAGAUGUUUUAAACCUUUUGAAGUUGUCCUGUUAAAUUCUAAACCCACAUUAACAAUGGAAAAGCUACUUUGUCUGUAACAUUAUUGUUGAUGUUUUAGGGGAAAAGUUCAAGUGCAGCAGUUGUUUUGAUUAGCACUGUAAAAGCUUGGCUUGACAAGUUAUAGUGAAAUCCAUAUUUUAAACACCAUUUCGUUAAAGCAUAGCUUCUCAUGAAGUAUGUUACUGCUGUUGACUGACUGUAUAAAAUUGUAUUUUUAGUUGGUAAAGUGAUCAAUAAAUGUGUUACUACAUCA